AUGGCUCCUGGCCUCCUCGAGCCAGCCGCGACGGCUGAGAAAGUCGUCACCCUAGCCUCUCUGACCGAAAGCUAUGAUGAUACGAUCCGAUUCUAUCUUAAUGGCACCAAGGUCGAAUUGGACGCCGUUGACCCCGAAGUCACACUUUUGGAGUAUCUAAGAGGCAUCGGGCUGACAGGGACAAAACUGGGCUGCGCAGAAGGUGGAUGCGGUGCGUGCACCGUCGUAGUAUCACAACUGAACCCGACCACGGGCAAAAUAUAUCAUGCUUCGGUCAAUGCCUGUCUGGCUCCCUUGGCCAGUAUUGAUGGAAAGCAUGUCAUUACAGUGGAGGGCAUUGGGAGUUCCAAAAACCCACAUCCCGCACAGCAGCGGAUCGCCAUGGCCAGUGGCAGUCAAUGCGGCUUCUGCACACCAGGCAUUGUCAUGAGCCUGUACGCUCUGCUCCGGAAUAAUGGGCCGGAGCCCUCUGAGGAAGAGGUUGAAGAGGCCUUCGAUGGCAAUUUGUGUCGCUGCACAGGCUACAGACCUAUCCUUGAUGCCGCCCAAAGUUUCAAUAAGAAAUGCGGCAGAUCCAUUGCCAACGGCGGUUCGGGCUGCUGCAUGGAGAACGGUGGCUCGUGCAACGGAGGUGCCUCAAAUGGCACGGAUGAAGCGACGGAAAAGAAAUUUACGCCUCCUUCUUUCAUCCAUUACGACAAGUCUACUGAACUGAUAUACCCUCCUGCUCUCAAAAAGCAUGAGUUCAAGCCUCUGGCGUUUGGCAACAAGCGGAAGAAGUGGUAUAGACCAGUCACGCUGCAGCAGUUGCUGGAAAUCAAAAACGCAUUCCCUGGUGCCAAGUUAAUUGGUGGAAGCACGGAAACACAGAUCGAAAUCAAAUUCAAGGCCAUGCAAUAUUCCACCUCGGUCUAUGUCGGAGACAUCGCUGAACUACGCAAGUAUUCCUUCCACGAUGACUAUCUUGAGAUUGGUGGCAAUGUGGCGUUGACCGAUCUCGAGAACAUCUGUGACGAAGCCGUCAAGCAUUACGGCGCUGCCAAAGCCCAGUCAUUCAAGGCGAUCAAGAAGGCAAUCAGAUAUUUUGCCGGUCGUCAGAUUCGAAACGUUGGCACUCCAGCAGGUAAUCUUGCGACAGCCUCUCCCAUCUCAGACCUCAACCCUGUGUUUGUGGCCACCAACUCUACACUGAUUGCCAAGUCGCUAAAGAAGACGACUGAGAUUCCAAUGUCGAGUUUCUUCAAGAGCUACAGAGUGACUGCAUUGCCCGAGGACGCUGUCAUUGCAGCCAUGCGAAUCCCCGUUGCUUCAGAAAAAGGGGAAUAUAUCAGGACAUACAAGCAAUCGAAAAGGAAAGAUGACGACAUUGCCAUUGUCAAUGCUUGUCUGCGGGUGGCACUGGAUGAUUCUUACACGGUCAAGGAUGCGAGCCUGGUGUACGGAGGCAUGGCUCCAACCACGAUCCAAGCGAAGAAUGCUUCUGAAUACAUUGUCGGAAAGACAUUCACGGACCCUCAAACAUUGGAGGGUGUGAUGAACGCCUUGGAGAAGGAUUUCAAUCUCCCAUUCGGUGUCCCAGGUGGCAUGGCAACGUAUAGGAAGUCACUGGCCCUAGGGUUCUUCUACCGUUUCUACCAUGACGUCCUUGUCAACAUUGAGGAAGCUAGCAAGAAGGCCGACAAGGAAGCCAUUGCUGAGAUUGAACGAGAGAUCUCCCGCGGUCACAAGGAUCAUGAUGCUGCUGUUGCCUAUUCGCAGAAGAUAUUGGGCAAGUCGAAUCCGCAUCUUGCUGCUUUGAAACAGUGCACGGGCGAGGCUCAGUAUACCGAUGACAUUCCCCAUCAGAAGGACGAGCUCAUUGGCUGCCUGGUGCUGUCGACCAAAGCACAUGCCAAACUUCUGAAGGUGGAUGCCAGCCCGGCUUUGGACCUUCCAGGCGUGGUCGCUUGGGUCGACAGGCAUGAUUUUGUCGAUCCCAAGGCGAACUGGUGGGGAGCUCCUCUUGCCGAUGAAACCUUCUUCGCUGAGGAUGAGGUCUUCACGGCGGGGCAACCAAUUGGUAUGAUUCUCGCGAACAAUUCACAUCAAGCUGCUGCAGGAGCUCGUGCUGUUCUCGUCGAGUACGAGGAACUUCCUGCAAUUUUCACCAUUGAAGAAGCCAUUGAAAAGCAGAGCUUCUUCGAACACUAUCGCUACAUCCGCCAAGGCGAUGUGGAGAAGGCAUUCAAGGAAAGCGAUUACGUCUUCGAGGGAACAGCAAGAAUGGGUGGCCAGGAACAUUUCUACCUGGAGACACAGGCCUGUCUUGCCAUCCCCAAACCAGAAGACGGCGAGAUGGAACUCUGGGCCAGUACGCAAAACCCGUCCGAGACGCAGGCGUACGCUUCCAAGGCGCUUGGCGUACAGUCCAACAAGAUUGUGGCUAGAGUGAAGAGACUUGGUGGCGGGUUUGGUGGGAAGGAGACUCGGUCGAUCCAACUCUCAACCAUUUGCGCCGUUGCUGCCAACAAGGUCCGACGGCCUGUCCGAUGUAUGCUUAACCGCGACGAAGACAUUGUGACCUCUGGCCAGAGACAUCCAUUCCUGGGUAUAUGGAAGGUUGGCGUGAACAAGGACGGCAAAAUUCAAGCGCUCAAGGCCAGCGCCUUCAACAACGGUGGAUGGUCGCAGGAUCUGUCCGCUGCGGUGAUCGAUCGGGCUCUGUCCCAUAUUGACGGAUGUUACAAGAUCCCGAACAUUGACGUCGACGGUCGCAUCUGUAAAACAAAUACAGUCUCGAAUAGUGCCUUCCGCGGAUUUGGCGGGCCACAGGGCAUGUUCAUCGCCGAGACCUAUAUGGAAGAGAUUGCAGACCACCUGAAGAUCCCAGUCGAGAAGCUCCGGGAGAUCAACUUUUACAAGGACAAUGAACUGACGCACUUCAACCAGGCCCUCGAAGACUGGCAUGUUCCUCUCAUGUACAAGCAAGUCAAGGAGUCGUCAGACUAUGAAGCUCGACGGAAGGCGGUGGAUGAGUUCAAUGCCACCCACAAAUGGCAGAAGAAGGGGCUCGCUUUGAUCCCGACCAAGUUCGGCAUUUCGUUCACGGCACUAUUCCUCAACCAGGCGGGCGCUCUGGUGCACAUCUACCACGACGGCUCUAUUCUUGUCGCCCACGGCGGCACGGAGAUGGGUCAAGGUCUGCAUACCAAGAUCUGCAUGAUCGUAGCCGAAGCGCUUCAAGUGCCGCUGUCCAAUGUGCACAUAUCAGAAACGGCCACCAACACGGUCGUGAACACCUCCAGCACAGCUGCGUCGGCAUCUUCCGAUCUCAACGGCUACGCGGCCUACAAUGCGUGCGUGCAACUCAACGAGCGUCUGGCCCCCUACCGAGAGAAGUUGGGCCCGAAGGCGACGAUGAAAGAACUCGCGCACGCCGCCUACUUCGACCGUGUCAACCUGAGCGCCAACGGCUUCUACCGCACGCCCGAGAUCGGCUACGUCUGGGGUCCGAACCCAGAAGACCCGUCGGUCGAGAACACAGGCAAGAUGUUCUUCUACUUCACCCAGGGCGUGACGGCGUCGGAAGUGCUCAUCGACACGCUGACUGGCGACUGGACGUGCCUGCGGACUGACAUCGAAAUGGACGUGGGUCGCAGCAUCAACCCGGUGAUCGACUACGGCCAGGUCGAAGGCGCCUACGUCCAGGGCCAAGGUCUGUUCACGACCGAGGAAUCGCUGUGGCACCGCGGCUCCGGCCAGAUCUUCACGCGCGGACCGGGCGCGUACAAGAUCCCCGGCUUCCGCGACAUCCCGCAGGUCAUGAACAUCUCGCUGCUCAAGGACGUCGAGUGGAAGAACCUGCGCACCAUCCAACGCAGCCGCGGCGUCGGCGAGCCGCCCCUUUUCAUGGGCAGCGCCGCCUUCUUCGCCAUCCGCGAUGCCCUGAAGGCCGCGCGCGCCGAGCAUGGCGAGAACGCCAUCUUGAACCUGCGCAGUCCCGCCACCCCGGAGAGAAUCCGCAUCUCUUGCGCCGAUCCCAUCAUCAAGCGCUGCGUCGUGGAGCCCAGGGAGGGCGAGAAGAGUUUCUUCAUUUCAAUAUAG
This is a messenger RNA of Capronia coronata CBS 617.96, 4083 nucleotides long. Its product is annotated as xanthine dehydrogenase. NCBI's taxonomy places the organism in Eukaryota, Fungi, Ascomycota, Eurotiomycetes, Chaetothyriales, Herpotrichiellaceae. The transcript has a single exon. The record is from RefSeq and is a predicted model, not a curated record. Bases 1 to 4083 code for a protein of 1360 amino acids. Gene Ontology annotation, molecular function: FAD binding; iron ion binding; molybdopterin cofactor binding.